ACUUAACGGAAGAAACUUCCUAGAAGGUCGACAAGUUUUCUUUCUAGGUCAGAAACUUUACUCCCAGUGGUGUAAUGUGAAGGGGAACUAUUGUCUUCCGACGUGUCGGGGUGUCACCGUUAGUUUGGGCCUGUUCAGGUAACGUUUGGCUAGUUCUGAGGUAACGUUACACCAAACUGUAACAUGCAUAUGCUCGCGCCUAACGGAUCCAUCAUGGAGCUGGACUCGGAGUUUGUGAAAAUUAAAGCUCACUACAGUGGGGACAUGUUGAUCGCAGACUUGGCAGCCACGGUAACCUUUGUGGAGUUGUGUGAGGAGGUUAGGAUGCUGUGCAACGUUGCCAAGCAGCAGCCCAUCACACUAAAGUGGAUCGAUGAUGAAGGGGACCCUUGUACCAUCUCGUCUCAGAUGGAGCUGGAGGAGGCUUUCCGUAUAUACAAUCGAACCAAGAGGUCUGGACUACUGCUGCACGUGUUCCCCAGUAUCCCAGAGCGGCCUGGCAUGCCCUGCCCCGGAGAGAACAAAUCGAUCUAUCGCCGCGGGGCCAGAAGAUGGAGGAAACUCUAUCGAGUCAACGGACACCUCUUCCAGGCCAAGCGCUUUAACAGGAAAGCCUACUGUGGCCACUGUGCUGAAAGGAUAUGGGGGCUGGGCAGGCAGGGCUACAAGUGUAUCAACUGCAAACUGCUGGUCCAUAAGCGCUGUCACAGACUCAUUCCUCAGACCUGCCAAAGGCUUAUGGAUCCAGUCAUGCCAUCACAGGAGCCGCCUUCAGAUGCCAAGAGUGAGGAAGUGGACCUUCCGCCAGAUGACACAGAGGACACAGAUGGAAUACCUUUUCUACCACACAACUGUACAGUGGAUAAAGCCGAAGAUGCAGAUACAGAGGACAUCAAAGCGGUGGUGGAUGGAAUCGACGGCAUCAAGCUGUCCCCUGGUCUCGCUCUCGGGCUCGGGGACUUCGACCUGAUCCGAGUGAUUGGGCGGGGCAGCUACGCAAAGGUGCUGCUGGUUCGGCUAAAGAAGAACAAGCAGGUGUACGCCAUGAAGGUGGUGAAGAAGGAGCUGGUCCACGAUGAUGAGGAUAUCGACUGGGUGCAGACAGAGAAGCAUGUGUUCGAGCAGGCGUCCACCAAUCCAUUCCUAGUAGGCCUCCACUCCUGCUUCCAGACAGAAAGUCGGUUAUUCCUGGUGAUUGAAUAUGUGAAUGGCGGGGACAUGAUGUUUCAUAUGCAACGACAAAGGAAGCUUCCGGAAGAACACGCAAGAUUUUAUGCUGCUGAAAUCUGUAUCGCUCUGAACUUCCUGCAUGAAAAGGGUAUCAUCUACAGAGACCUGAAGCUGGACAACGUUCUCUUGGAUCACGAGGGACACAUCAAACUCACAGACUACGGCAUGUGCAAGGAGGGGAUCAGACCAGGCGACACCACCAGUACCUUCUGUGGAACCCCCAACUACAUCGCACCUGAGAUCCUCAGAGGAGAGGACUACGGCUUCAGCGUGGACUGGUGGGCUCUGGGCGUGCUGAUGUUCGAGAUGAUGGCAGGGAGGUCCCCUUUUGAUAUUAUCACCGACAAUCCUGACAUGAACACAGAGGAGUACCUCUUCCAAGUAAUUCUUGAGAAGCCCAUUCGCAUCCCAAGGUCUCUGUCAGUGAAAGCAGCCAGCGUGCUUAAGGGCUUUCUAAACAAGGAUCCUAAGGAGCGGCUGGGGUGCCAGGUCCAGACGGGCUACACAGAUAUCAAGUCACACACAUUUUUCCGCAGUAUAGACUGGGACCAGCUGGAGAAGAAAGAGAUGACGCCGCCCUUCAAACCUCAAAUCACUGAUGACUACGGCCUCGAGAACUUCGACACGCAGUUUACUAAUGAACCAGUGCAGCUAACACCAGACGAUGAGGACGUCAUCAAGAGAAUAGACCAGUCAGAGUUCGAGGGAUUUGAAUACAUCAACCCCCUGCUGCUAUCCACAGAGGAGUCUGUAUGAAGGAGAGCAGCUUCCUCCCUCGCCCACCUCCGGUCUGUCCAAGCUGCCGUCUCAGCCAAAUCCAGUCGCAAGCCAACUCUGAAAGGCGAGGAUGAGGAGGACGAGGAGGGGGAGGAAGGACAACAGGUAGGACGGAUUCACCCUCUGGACCUUGUCAACAAGGCCCGAGCAGACGGGAGAAAGCUCCCUUCCUGGACCGAUUGCUUUGUUGGGAACUCUUCAUUUCUUUACGAGGAAAACACAGACUUCAAGAACAUUCCCUGACGUUUUGUUGUCUUUCCCUUUUCUGUUCUCUUCUUUUCCUCCGUCGGCUUCGUUCCUUUCCCCUCUCUGAAUGUCUGCCCGUCACGUGGAAGCGUCAGUCAGUUGAACGGAGAGCGGUUUGAUUCUGUGCCUGCCAUCAUGAACACAUCUCCGCCCGCCUCACAUCCCUGGAUCAAUAUGACGGUUCUGAGGAAGAACUUGAAAUUUUACGUGCACUUUUUUUUUCUUUUUUCUUUUUCUAUCUUAUGGUCGGGGGGGGCUCACAAAAAACAAGAAUGUACAAUGACAAAGGAAAAAAAUAAGUUAUUAUUGUGUAAUAUAAUGUAGGUAGUGACUCCAGGAUUGAUGAUGCCUUUUUAUUGAUGCAAGUGGCACAUUUUUAUCGUAAACACAAACAUGUCUUUCGUUGUCUUUUAGGAUUUUCACAAACAACGGGGGGGGGGGGGGGGGUGGGUGACACAUGGGAGACAACUUUUUAUUUAAGAAGUGCCUCAAAGAUCGUAUUAAUGGCCAUGGCUCUGAUUGCACUUAUCUCUUAUUGAAGAUUUCUCACACAUCCUGGCUUCAGGAGGUCAGUACUGGAAACUGGAACCAUCGCAACUGGUUUUUUUCACAUUUUUAGGGGGGAAUCGAUUUAUUGGAUGGAAAGUAGCCCGCACAACACUGAAUCUUUUUAUUUGGAAUUAAUCAAUUAAACAAAUCCAUGUAGAAGUGAUGCUUUGUGAUUCACAGGAGUAGCAUCUGAGCUUACAGCAGACAAGAAAGGGUCAGUAAGGGUAAGAGACAAUGGAGGAUGGGGGGGGUUCAGCAGGCAGCAUUCAGUCCAAUGUAAAGGUGUCUCCGGUCACAGCCAAUCCCAGUCCUGCAGCUAGCUCUCUGAUGCGGUCAGUCUUCAGAAGCAGAGGACCAGGAUGUGAGCGUCGGCCUCCUCAGUGAGCAGGCUGCCGGCUCAGACUCUCCUACACCAGAUGCCACAGCGGGACCAUCUGCAGCCGGGCGAAAAUACCCUGGGCCCGAUGGUUUGUGCUGUUAUGUGGCAAAGUGUCUCCAUUUCCAUUUUGGGCUCAUUGUGUUAGGCUGGCUUUACACGGUGCAAUUACAGCUCAGCGCGGUCUGCAUUAUUACAUCGUUCCUCUGCUUUUAAGAGACCAGGGAAAGGACUGAUCUCUUUCAGUCCCACAUCUUGAGAAAUUAUUAAUGAUAUUUAAAUGUAUUGUUUUUACAUGCUUUUAUUUCUAAGAGUAAAGACUGUAUAGAUCCGUCAGAGUGGCUGUGGAGGACAAGAGCACAGAGCAGCCUUUGGUUAGCAGUGGUGUUGAGCAAGAAACCAAAAGAUAUCAAAAAUAAAACGGGUUAUUUUGUCUUAAAAGCAUAGGACUAAUGACAGAGCAGAUGCUGUUUCAGUCACACGUUUCCUCUCAUUAUAUCAUCACAUACUGACACUCUCAUUGGGCAUAUGUUAUUAUUUUUAAAUGUAAUACUUACAGACUCGUAAUAACUCAAAAGAAAGGAUAUCUAACAAUUCUAGGUCACAUCCUAGUAAUUUCAUGACAUAAUGUGAAAUCAGACCCAGUCAACCAAAUACUAAAGGGUUGAAUUGACAGUUUUUCUGAUAGAGAAGCGGUUGAUCAGGUGAAUUAAGUCCCAGAGAGAGUUUGGCUCAGCACAAGAUUGACUGGACAUUAUUUAUGAAACCCAAACAGUCCAAAAAGAUGUUCCAGGUGUUGCUAUCCCCAUAACAAAUAACCAUUGCUUCAAAAACAUCUCCAAAAGGAUGUUAUUAUAUAAGACUGUUUCACUGCAGAAUUACAGCUGUUUUUUGGAUACUGUAAGCACGAGACGCCCUCGUCUGCUCUGAUUGGCCAGCACCUGUCACCUUCAUUGGUGAGGGUCAGGCACGAGGAGGGAGUGUGGUUAGUCAAUCACAUCAAGCCAAUCAGGGGUAGAGUAGGGCGGGACAUGCCCUCACUUCACGUCAUCCUGCAGAAUAAUUAGUGCUUAGGGCUUUCAGUCCAAUGGGACAAUUGUAAGACCCUUAUAGGGUUUCUAAAUACACAAUGGAAGUGCAGAGCCUCUUCAGACCAGGCCUGGAUUCAUAAACUGCUUCCAGGCCUAACCGUAUCCUGAACCAGAGGGGAAAAAGGCCCAGGUCCAGGAAAUAACUUUAUUUAAUAUGAACAAUACUGCCAAAUAAUAAUAAAUAACAUGCCAAGGAACGUGAAGCACAUCUUAGAAAUGAUUGAUCAAAUAUCCAAAGUUGCCAUCAUGUGCUUGUUCAGAUUCUUAUUCUUGUUUUUGAUAAUUAUUUGUUUACAUAUGUUUUAAUCCAAUUUAGGUUUUUUUAUUUUAUUUUUUUAUUUGGUUCAAUCAAACAAACCAAAGUAUUGACAGGAAGUACUGUAUUGGUUAUAGUAUUCUUGAGUUUGUGUAAAAUGUGCUCUGCAGGAGUUUGGAACAGUCCCCCGUGUAAAGCCAGCCUCACCCAUGGUGCUGUCCGAUCUCUACUUCCUGUUAUAAGGCAUCAGAUAUCAGUCUACUCCUCCACAGCUAUGCACAAGCCAUGACUUCAUAUGAAAGGGGUGUUUUACGCAGGUUUAAUCCAUAUUUUGGAGCCGUGUGCUGUUGAAAGGCUGAGAUAAAAUCUGUGAAUAUCAACUACAAGCUGGGAUUUAAGCCCCAAUAGAGAAGAGCCGUCGCCUCUGAAGUGAGCUCUGUGUUCCUCUCCACAUCUGAGCAGCGCAGCUCUCUAUUGGCUGAGGCUCAGCUGAUGAAAUCUGACCCGUGCUAAUUUGAUAAGCUCAUAAUAGGAUUAAUUAGCUGAUCCUGAGUCAAAUGGUCUCAAUUAGCUGCAGGGCCUUAACGGGCAGCGGAGGAACAGAUAGAGGAGAGAUAAUGAAAGCGUUUCACAGUCACCGAUUAGACAACCAACACACACACACACACAGUUCAAGAAGAAAGAAAUCACUUAACAUUCGAGGAGGAAGCUUCCUCUGUCAACCCCCCCGAACUCCGUCUCUUUCGCUGCGUUUCAUUAAUGCCAUGUUUUGUUGGUCUAUUUGCACAAACGUUAGUGGCAUUGUUUAGUCUUUUCCUGAGGGACCAAUGGAUGACCUGGGAGUCCUUCAAAUCUCUUUCCAGAGCAGUGAAGGCCACCCCGACUAAAAUAAGAGACUCUUGAUCUGAAAAUGAAUGAAGUCGCUCCAUGAUUCUUGCUGGGAAAUCUUGCUGGUUGGAUAUGCUUAAUUUGCUUCACCGCAUCUUUGUAAAUAUGUGUAAUUAUUAAAAAUGAUACUGGUUUUCCGUGAA
Molecule: messenger RNA, 5556 nt
Organism: Eleginops maclovinus (Patagonian blennie)
Lineage: Eukaryota; Metazoa; Chordata; Actinopteri; Perciformes; Eleginopidae
Gene: prkcz
Product: protein kinase C, zeta
Exons: 18
Coding region: 184-1986 (600 amino acids)
Biological process (GO): protein phosphorylation
Cellular component (GO): cytoplasm; nucleus
Molecular function (GO): ATP binding; protein binding; protein serine/threonine kinase activity
Source: RefSeq, a predicted model, not a curated record